GUCGGACCUUUUACCCAAAGAGGAGCUGGGGGAGGGACCCAAGCGCUGAGGCCCGCCCCGUGCGGAUUUUCCAAGUUGUUUUGGUCUGGAAGCCCACGGAGAGCCACCUAAUUCUUCUUACUAGGAUAUGUUUUCUUUGGCUGAGUUUUCUGUCUUCCCCGAAUAGUGUUCAAGCCAUAGAACGGGGCAGGACCUUCCCCUCCCCCACCCCAGGCUGUUCUGUGGCUUCUCAUAUAACUGGCUUUGAACCGCAGGCACCUUAGGACACAGUGGCAGCAACAGGAAUGACAAGUGUGGAGCAGCAGGUGGGCACCAUCCCGGUGCAAGGCCAGGACUUAUUCUUCCGUGAGGCACGGCCUGGCAGCGGCCAGACUGCUCGCUUCUCUGUGUUGCUGUUGCAUGGCAUUAAAUUCUCUUCUGAGACCUGGCAGAACCUGGGCACACUGCAUAGGCUGGCUCAGGCUGGUUAUCGGGCUGUGGCCAUUGACCUGCCAGGUCUGGGGCGUUCUAAAGAAGUGCCAGCCCCUGCCUCCAUUGGGGAGUUGGCCCCUGGCAGUUUCCUGGAAGCUGUGGUGGAGGCCUUGCAGCUGGGCCCCCCAGUUGUGAUCAGUCCCUCACUCAGUGGCAUGUAUUCCUUGCCCUUCGUCACGGCCCCUGGUUCCCAGCUCCGGGGCUAUGUGCCCGUGGCCCCCAUCUGCACUGACAAAAUCAAUGCUGCCGACUAUGCUGCUGUGAAGACUCCAGCUUUGAUUGUGUAUGGUGACCAGGAUCCCAUGGGUCACACCAGCUUUGAGCAUCUGAAGCAGAUACCCAACCACCGAGUGCUUGUUCUGAAGGGGGCAGGGCACCCCUGCUACCUGGACAAACCUGAGGAGUGGCACACAGGGCUGCUGGACUUCCUGCAGGGGCUGGCAUGAGUCCAGCCCUGCAGAUGGAAGGGGUGGCUACCUGCCUACCUUAAGAUCUGUCUCUCUGCGCAGUGGGCUCUGGCAAACCAUGCACUUCUAACAGGUGUGUGUCUGUCUGUAUGUCUGUCUUUUCUGCUUCUCUUGCAGCGAUGUGGUCAAAUCAAGAGGAAAAACUCAGAAAUCAAUAGAUGUGCUCUGGCAGAGGGUAAUCCAGGCGCUUGUCCUACUGGCUAUCCUUCCUGUCUUCUGCUCUGCAGGCCAGCCACCCCCUCUUUGGCUCCACUUACCCCUCUGGGACCACAGAUACAUUCAUAUAUGCCCACACACAUACUUACACAAUAGCGACAUCUGUGAUCGCAGGUACACACACACACACACACACACACACACACACACACACACUGGGCUUGAGAAGGUACAAGGGAAUUUUAAACUGUAGCUUAUUGCCUGGGAAGGUGGGGAUCUCACUGGCCAAUUUCUUGCCAGGCUGAGGGUGUGGCCAACUCUAGACUCCACCCAUUCACCCACUGGCUACUACAGAUUGUAGCUCACAAUUGUCCCCCCUCUCCACAUGGGAGGGCUGUCCCCUGUCUCUGAAACUCCCUGCUUUUUCCUCUGCUUCUAGGGUCUCCACCCUUUAGCCCCACCCAUUAACAGGCUUGGGUCUUCUCAGCCAACUUGUUUUCUGCACUGAGGUUAAAGGAGUGGGAAGGCAGAUUGUGGAGGUCGGUGAAAUAAAGCCAUGCAAUUAGA
This is a messenger RNA of Cavia porcellus (domestic guinea pig), 1661 nucleotides long. It is a transcript of the gene Abhd14b, whose product is annotated as abhydrolase domain containing 14B. Gene Ontology annotation, molecular function: hydrolase activity. Bases 285 to 917 code for a protein of 210 amino acids. The transcript is spliced from 4 exons. The record is from RefSeq and is a predicted model, not a curated record. Lineage: Eukaryota; Metazoa; Chordata; Mammalia; Rodentia; Caviidae. Gene Ontology annotation, biological process: positive regulation of transcription by RNA polymerase II. Gene Ontology annotation, cellular component: cytoplasm.